UGUUAUCAGUGUGGGGUAAAUAAUAGUUCCGUUCUUUGAACUGUCAUGAAGCAGAACGUAAACAAUGAAGGAGUAUCUAAUUUCGAUAAAAUCUUUGAAUUCUAGAGAAUUGUGACUUAAACGUAGCCCUGAAAGCGCAAUGCCGGUGGAAAGUGGUAGUCGCUUCUCGCCGAUCACCCGGCUCUACGUCUUCUCCAGCGUCCUGUCGAUUGCCCUGAAUGCCACCUUUUUCGGGUACGUUCUGUACGCCGACAAACUCUACGACAUCGGUAAGUGUUGGUCGUCGUGGGUGCUCAUGUUGCUUCCGGUGAUCGAACUGCUGAAGCAUUACUACGUUCGAUCCGCCUUUCGUCUCGAUGGAAGCGCCAAGUCGACCACCAGUGGAAUCGGUUCCGGUGCAGGAUCGUCUUCCCGAGUCGGUUCGUCAAACCUGCCCAAGCGACCCUCCCCCGUGAAAGAAUUGGGUGGCGCUCUGAUGGUAUUCCUUCUUGCGAUGCUUUUCUACGGAUUCAUAUGCUUGAUCCUGGGCGCCCCUUUGGAACAGUAUGAGGAAACGGCUUCACUGGCGUUGGUGCUGACCACCCUUACCAUAUUUCCGGUCAUUCUGUUCAUAGGGCACUCGGAAACGCUACAGCUGCUGUUUACGGAAACGUUAGAGCUUCGCACCGCGCUGGCCAACGGUUACCUCACACUGCUGAAGAACAACUGCAUUGGAGUAGUUCUGGGAGCUUGGGGAGCGUCGGUGGUGGCACCACUGGAUUGGGACCGCCCUUGGCAGGUGUAUCCCGUGCCGAAUGUGGUCGGUGCCAUCGGGGGUGCAUUUGGGAUGAGCUUUUACACAUUGCUCAGUACGACUUAUUUUGCAUUCUGUAAGGCAGGUAGGAAGCGAGGCAUUGUCUGAAGGGACGAAUCGAAAGACGUCGCGACGGCAUGGCUAAGUUCUAGUCGUAGUAAAUUUAAUAUAUUUGGACAUCAAUUAAAAUUCUGACAAUUAUCCGCAGAAAAUAUCAAAUCAAGUAUUAUUAAACUAAAGAUAAGGUAUUUUAGGGUCUCAGAUUUUAGGGUUA
Messenger RNA from Armigeres subalbatus, 1067 nucleotides. RefSeq lists its product as uncharacterized. The transcript has 2 exons. The coding region runs from base 140 to 901 and encodes 253 amino acids. Gene Ontology annotation, biological process: GPI anchor biosynthetic process. The record is from RefSeq and is a predicted model, not a curated record. Gene Ontology annotation, cellular component: endoplasmic reticulum membrane. NCBI's taxonomy places the organism in Eukaryota, Metazoa, Arthropoda, Insecta, Diptera, Culicidae.